GGACAAACUACCUCGAAUCGCAAAGUGCCCGGAUAAUAUUGUUUUCAUUGGAUUCAAAAUGGACGUCAGCACACAUAAUGUUUGAAAAAACAGUACACCCACAUGUUUUUUGAGAUUACUAGAAAUGAAAGGCAGCAAUAUGGAAAAUGGAGUUGACAAAGAAGAAUUUGAAAGAUACACACCUAAAAAUCCACUUCCUAAUGAGAUUCAGAAGAUGAAACGGGAUGAAACUAUUUGCAAAUACUGUGGUGUUAGUUAUUUGAUUCAUAAUGAAAUCAAAGCUUUGGAGGAAAAGCUGAAAAAGACUGAAGCAGAACUAGAAAAGCUGAAAGGAUGCGAAGAAAGAGAAGGAGAGCUUAAAGAGAGGAUAGAAAAACUCGAAGAAGAGAAAUCAGACCUAAAGAGGAAUCUUGAGGCUAAAGAAAUUCUCAUAACUACGUUGAAAAAUAAUAUAAAGAAUGACGAAGAAUUAAAGGCUGCUAACAGACAGCUGCAGGUCAAAUUAGAGGCUGCAGUGAAGCUUAAAGAAGAAUACAGACAGAAGCACUCCCUGUACGACAGAAGCCUCCCGCUGGUGAAAACAAAGAUAGCAGAGCAGAGGGAAGAAAUUAACAGCAUCCAUGCAUUUGUAGAAGAAAGGAAUACUCAGAUGAAACAAGAACUCGAACUCUUGUUGUCGACAGUUCGAGACAGAUGUUCUAGUCAAGACAGCGAUAAGAAAGAAUUACUGGACAAAAUAGAAAGUCUGGAAUCGGAGAAAUCCGAAACGUCAGUAAUGAUGGUUGCCUUGAAGGAGAAGUUGAAAGCAAAAGAAGGGGAGGUAGUCAAACUACAGCAAUCUGUCAGUGACAGCGUGCAACUGCAGCACAAAAUCACACAGCUGGAAUGCUCACUCAAUGCUUUGCAGACAGAGUUAGAUGAAAAUUUGUCCAAAAACAGAAGUUUGCAAAUGGAAACACAGCAGUUCAAAGAACAACUCCGGAAUAAAACAAAGGAAGUAGAGGAUCUGACAUCACAGUUUCGACAGCGGGAUCAGAACAAUGAAAUGAACACUAAGAAGUUACACAAUGAUCUAAGGCAAAAGGAGGCAGAAUUACAGUCUAGAAUAAAGGAACUGAAGAAUGUUGAAAAUAAACUCCAAGAGCAACAAGCAAAAGAGGAGGAGUUUCAUCGGAAAGCUACUCUUACAGUUACGGCAAGCAGAGAAAUCAAACAAGAUCUGGAAAAGGCAAGAGAGGAGAUAGAGCAGCUAAAAUCUGAAAGGGAAAUAAUGAUCACCUCCCACCAGAAUAGAAUAGAACAGCUGAGGGAGAGCUUCAGACAGAAGAUAUCAGAGUCGGAGGGUUGGCCGGAGAAGCUACAAGAAGCCAUCAGGAAAGAAAGGGAGAAGCAUGCUAAAGCCAUAAAAAAGAUGGAGGAUGUGUUAAAAGAAAACUUUGUCAUGGAGAUGAAUAUAGAAAAACAGAAAUAUCAAGAGUUGCUAGAAAAAUACCAGGGCUCUAACAAGGAUCAUGAAACAAUGCUGAGACAACAACUUAGCUCCCUGGAGAACAAAUAUAGGUCUGAAAUAAAAGAGCUACAACAAAUAUUGGCAGACUCAAAAAUCCGAGCCAAGGAAACAGAAGAUUCUCUGCGAAAGGAAGUGAGCAGUCUGAAAGCGAUCAUCAAAGACCUUGAGGACAGGCUAGCUCGCCUAGACUCAGGAAAUGAAGAAAUGAUACAAAAACUGAAGGACCAGCUGAAAGAGACUCACGAAGAAUUGGAUCAGUCCAAACAGGAACUUCAGAGUAAAGAGGAACAGGUUCAGGCAGUCCGACAGGAGGUCAUUUUCUUACAAGACACUGUGAGAAAAGAAUGUGAGGAGAGAUUUGAACUGACAGAGAAGUUGAGUGAAGCAAAAGAAGAAUUAUUGCAACUGAAGAAACCAUCUGGUGGCUACAGUUCUCUGGCUUCCCGGCACUCUGCCAAGAGCAACGCUUCCCUAUCCUCCAAUGCCUCCGCCGGAACACUAUCUUCCCUUCAGUCCAAAGACGCAGAAAGGAAAUCACCGCAGGAACAAGAAAAUGAACAGAUACUCUCACCCUCUCCACCUCGAGCACCGCCACGAGAGUAUGCAGUGAGCAGCGGUAGCAACGUCUCUUAUCAAGGCGAGCCCGCUAAGCCAUCUGGAAAACUGAAAGGAAACUCUCUCGAGAGUACUCGUAAACGAAUUGCAGCCAUGUUAGGAAGAAAAUCAUGAUAUUAUGGCAGAAAAUUAAUUUGUGUCUGUGAUCAAAUCAGCUUAUACAUGUAUUAAUAUUUUUGUACUUUUCAUAUUUAAUUGCAUGUAUGAGUUUUUAGCUUAAUUCUUAGUAAUUUAUUCAAUUCUGUGCAUGUGUGUGAAAGGAGAAUUUGGUAUAUUGACUAAUUGACUGACAGCCAUAUUGAAGUCAUAUUAAAUAGGAUACAUGAAAUUUUAACAUGUAAUCUUUUGUGUCAAAAUGUGUACAUAUUGAGGCUAGUGUCUUUUACACUGACCAGGCUCCUUAUUAACUGAUGCAUUUUUUUGUAAUUUUAUCAUGCCAACGUGAAACUGCUAGUCAUUUAUAAAAUACCUGCUGUGCAACCUAAUUUUGACUGUGAAUUAUUGACUUAUGUUUACCAGGUAAAUGUAUAUGAAUGUAAGCUCUAAUCAUAAAUUAACAUAUUUACAAUAAAAGACAUAAUCAAAUUUUGA
This is a messenger RNA of Magallana angulata, 2716 nucleotides long. Its product is annotated as probable DNA double-strand break repair Rad50 ATPase. The transcript is spliced from 16 exons. The record is from RefSeq and is a predicted model, not a curated record. Lineage: Eukaryota; Metazoa; Mollusca; Bivalvia; Ostreida; Ostreidae. The coding region runs from base 125 to 2239 and encodes 704 amino acids.